Molecule: messenger RNA, 2928 nt
Organism: Dermacentor albipictus
Lineage: Eukaryota; Metazoa; Arthropoda; Arachnida; Ixodida; Ixodidae
Product: sodium-dependent proline transporter-like
Biological process (GO): sodium ion transmembrane transport
Cellular component (GO): plasma membrane
Molecular function (GO): L-amino acid transmembrane transporter activity
Source: RefSeq, a predicted model, not a curated record
CUUCCAGGCGGCCGCAAUGAACACCGCGGAUCGCCGCCGCUACCAGAGCCACACUCAGCAGUUCCUGACGUUCGCUGCCGUCAUCGCGAGCAAGAACGGCAUCUUCACCCUGCCUCGACUCCUUUUCAUACACGGCGGAGCCCCGUUCGUGAUCGCCUACACGACGCUUACGGUGAGCGUGGUGAUCCCAGUGAUGCAACUGGAGAGCAUGCUAGGCCAGUUCAUGGGCGCCGGAAACAUCGGAAUCUUCGACACUGUGCCGGGCCUGCGGGGUCUGGGCCACACGAUGACCUUCUACUUCACGCUUGGCAUGACCAUCUUCGUGACCGAGUGCUCCUACUCGACCGUGUUCCUGGCCAGCUUGUUCCGAUCUACUCUCCCAUGGGCUAACUGCAGUUACUACCGACCAUCGGACUCGUGCUACGAGCUGCAAAGAAAAAUGGUGCUUUGUAGCAGCGUGCAGGAACACAUAGUUCAGCACUACCGGCACUCGCACGAGACGCAGGGAAUGCCGGUGACGAACGGCACGACAACGGUGCUUGUCCCCGAGUCCGCCUACAACUUCAGCGACUGCGCCAACGGCACGCAGAGCGCUACGCGUCUGUUCUUCGACUCCAGGGUUCUCCGGCGCUCGACGGACGGCCGCGACGCGAUUCAUCCGGAGAUAGCCAUCACGAUGGCGGUUCUCUGGCUGCUCGUCUUCGUCGCCACCAGAAAUGGCCUGCAAAACGCCGAGUACGCAGUGUACGUUAUUGCUACCCUGACCAUCACUACGCUGACGCUGAUGCUCGUGAAUUCUUUGGCCCUAAAGUGCAGUGACCGCGGAAUUAAUAUCUUAGUCAGGGCACCACUGUCAGGCAUCAUCAGCUACGAACUUUGGCGGGACGCGCUGAAGGUGGCAAUAAGCAACAUCGGCAUCUUCAGUGGGGGUUUCCUGAGCACUGCGCGCUUCAAUAUAUUCAAAACCAAUAUAGGAACAUUUUCAACCGUCGUAGCUCUUAUGCAACUGAUAUCUUCGCUACUCUACGGACUUCUCUUCUACGUGCACGUUGGAUUUCUGUCUUCUGUUAAGGACACGGAGAUCGAGCGCAUCCUGGAGAGCGCCGAUAUUGAACACGUGGUAAUGCCUGAAACCCUCACAAUUUUGGAUACGACGCGCGUUUGGUGCACAGUGUACUUCACCUGGUUGUUAGCCAAUGCCCUGGGGUACAUGAUGAUAGGUCCUGAAGUUGUCCUCGAAGCGGUCGUGUUUGAAUUUCCAGAAUUUGCAAAGUUCCGGAACAGGCUCCGCUUAGCUGCCUGCUUUUGCUUCUACGUUUUCGGACUUUGUCUGUCCACCACCUCUGGACCAUACAUAAUCAAGCUGCUCGCGCCUAACAUUGAGGUCAUUGCGGCGCUGUCUCUUUUGUUAGAAGUGCUGGUCAUUGUGCGAAUUUACGGGAUUCACCGCAUCAUGGCGCACUAUCACACAAUGACGGGUAACUACCCGAACCUAAUGACGCGAUUAUCCUGGACUUUCGGAGUGCCUCUUCAACUAACGAUGCUCCUGGCGGUCGAGGUAAUGGAGCCGUCUCAAGAAGGGUACAGGGGCACUCGCUGUAGUUACUUCGCGAAGCUGUUCGGAAUCUGGAUCAUCAUUGUCGCAGUCAGUUUCAUCCCUACUUACCUAAUCGCCCUUCUCACGGUCCACCCGUGGGAUAAGAUCAUGGCGCCAGCAAUGACGUGGUUGCCCGAUGACAAAGUGACCACUCGCGAGUGCCGAACACUGCUACAAGAAUUUGGCUACGCUUCGAGGAAGGGGGCCCUGCCUCACCAGCCGAGUCUAGCCAAAAGUGGCCAGGUUAGUGAGGCUGCUGGAACCAGGCGCGGUGACACGGGGACUGUGGCGGAGACGAUAGACCCACGCGAGAUGGUGGGCACCACGGAGCGGUCAGUCUCGUUCGCCCCCGACGUGAUAACGAGGCCCCGUUACAUCGAGAACUUCAAUGAGCUCCUCGAGCGGCAGUUCGGACUCCGCUCUUCCAGGAAACCAUCCCAAGAUGCGACCUCUCAAGCAGGCUUUCUGGAUGACACUUCUUCAACCAUACAGAUUAAUGUGUCCGGUUACGAUAGAAACAUUGACACCAUUCCGACAUCGGUGUUUGCCAAGGAAGACGUCCAAGAGAUUCGAAAGAUUAUCGACAAAGUCGACACCGCGCUCUGCGCUCUCUCCCCAGAAGACGCCGCCUUUGCGGAGAAAAUAGCCCUGGUCAACGGCGAACCUGCCAAGCGCGCUGCUGAAUCAUCGAUCGAGAGCAAGAGAGAGGCAGACAAACGGCGGAGCUUGGCGGCUGCUGCGGUGCUUCCGCUGCCUCAGCCAGAAGGCGACGCCAAGCUUGCGAAGGACGCCGUACAGAAAAGCGACAGAAAACAAAGCGCAGUACCGCUUCCACCAGCUGCUCCGCUGCACCAACUGGAAUGUGACAUCAAGCCAACAAGCAUGACUGGUAUAGCAGGCAAAAUGGACAGCAGGCAAGGUCUUGUUGCAGCCCCUGAAUCAGCAACUCCUUUAGCGCAGCCGACAGAAGGUGGCGUAAAAACUCCAAAGGCGCUGGCUGCGCAUUCUGGCAUCGAAAGUCCGUCACUCAGUGAAAAGCACGCACAGCAUUCGAUGAGCAAGGAACGGCCCGGGCGGAAAAGAAAGAAGAAUAAGCGGACGUCAUCUUCACGAUUACAAAAGAAGAGGGGCUCAAAACAACUGUCCAAGGCUAAGAAAUCCGCCAGCAAGAAGCGCAAGUCAUCAGGGUAGGAAAGCGCUGACGUCAAUCUGGGCAAAGACAGUGUUGAUUGCAGCCCGAAGGACAGCGCUAAAGGCAGCGCUAUGGCAAGCCCUAGUAAUUUCGGCUUUAAGGGAACCGCACGUCAUAAAUAAAGGCGGCCACAAUUACC